Rubroshorea leprosula is the source of this 2047-nucleotide messenger RNA. The record is from the annotation of a GenBank genome assembly. NCBI's taxonomy places the organism in Eukaryota, Viridiplantae, Streptophyta, Magnoliopsida, Malvales, Dipterocarpaceae.
AGGUGCAAAUAAGGAUUCCAACUUUGCACUUUUUUCUAUUUAAGGAUGUUAACUUUGACAGUUUCUAAAUAAGGAUGUUAACUUUCAAUUUUUUUCUAAAUAAGGAUGUUAACUUUGUCAAUUUCUAAAUAAGGAUGUCAACUUUCAACUUUUUUCUAUUUAAGGAUGUCAACUUUCAACUUUUUUCUAUUUAAGGAUGUCAACUUUCAACUUUUUCUAUUUAAGGAUUAAUUGAAUAGUGAUGCUGACGUGGCUAACAUAUUUUUUUAGGUUAAAUAUUUGAAUUGGUCCCUCAACUUUUAUUUUUGAACCAAUUCAUCCUUGAACUUCAAAAAGUACCAAAAACGUCCUUCAACUUCAAUUUUCAAUUUCGUCUUUCCGUCAAUUAAAUAUUGAUGUCCUCCGCCAUACUUUUAGCCAAAUCUGUUAGAAAAUUCCGCCCAAAAUCCUACACAGAACGCAACUCAAAACACAUUCGACAAACAAAUUCAACAGAAGAAGGUUUCUGUUUUCUCGGUCUUUGUCUGGGGAUGAAAGGCACAAGCUUUGCCUCUGAAAUUUAGAUCUUGUAAUUGAAACGUAAAAGUUCCCUCCUUUGAUCUUCAACCAGCCAACUAGAAUUCCGAUAAUGAUGGAGAGGGCAGAGCCAGCUCAAAAGCUAUACAAGCAGAUGCGUUUAUGGGAAUUCCCUGAUGAGUACGUGAUUGAGCCUACCGAUGGUUCCCACGGUUCCUCUUUGUCAGUCAGUCGUGUUGAUGGCUCAAUGAAACUUAUUGAUGAUGUUCCAGAAUGCAGCUCUGUACGGGUUCCUAAGAUCCGGACAAUUUUUGGUGUUGUUGGGAUGCUAAAGCUAGUGACAGGGUCAUAUUUGAUAGCAAUAACAGAGCGUGAAUGUGUUGGAGCUUAUUUGGGACAUCGUAUCUACAAAGUUGUAUCUUUGAAUGUUUUUCCAUGUGAUCAUUCUCUUAAAAACUCUCCUGUAGAGCAGAAAAAGGUGGAGACAGAAUUUUCUGGGCUGCUUCAAGUUGCAGAGAGGACUACUGGUCUAUUUUUCUCAUAUGACACCAAUCUAACUCUAAGUGCACAGAGAUUGCAUGAUCUGGGAGAUGAAUCCAAAUUGCUUCCUCUUUGGAGACAGGCAGAACCACGGUUUCUUUGGAACAAUUACAUGUUGGAAGUGCUCAUAGAUAACAAGCUUGAUCCAUAUUUGCUUCCAGUUGUCCAAGGGAGUUUUCAUUACUUUCAAGCAGCUAUUGGGAAAGAAAUUGCUAAUGUUACUCUGAUUGCUAGGAGAUGCACUAGGAGAAAUGGUACUCGUAUGUGGAGAAGAGGAGCUGAUCCUGAUGGCUAUGUUGCUAAUUUUGUGGAAACUGAGCAAAUUAUACAGAUUAAUGGGUACACAUCAUCUUUUGUUCAGGUUCGGGGUUCAAUGCCAUUUCUCUGGGAGCAAAUCGUUGAUUUGACGUAUAAGCCCAAGUUUGAGAUUGUGAAUCCUGAAGAAGCUCCUCGAGUAGCUGAGCGUCAUUUUCUGGAUUUAAGGAAGAAGUAUGGAGCAGUUCUAGCAGUUGAUCUUGUCAAUAAGCGUGGAGGUGAGGGACGCUUAAGUGCAAAAUUUGCAGGUUCAGUGCAGAAUAUUUUGAGUGAUGAUGUAAGAUAUGUCCAUUUUGAUUUCCAUCAAGUCUGUGGGCACAUUCAUUUUGAGCGACUAUCAAUCCUCUAUGAGCAAAUUGUAGAUUUCCUUGAGAAAAAUGGGUAUCUCUUGCUAAAUGAAAAGGGUGAGAAAAUGAAAGAGCAAACUGGAGUUGUAAGGACUAAUUGUAUCGAUUGCUUGGACCGGACAAAUGUUACACAGGUAAACACUUAAACACAAGAGGCAAAGCAGUAAAACAAUACCUCUUCUAUUGAAACCGAACUGAUUUCCCUCACCAAAUUGGUAAAAUAACAAAAAAUUCUUUUUUUAUUUUUGUUUGAUUCUCUAAUUUUCUUUCUGCAAAUAUCUUGUGCUUUGUUUGCUUACUGCUUAUUCAAAUAACUAAUAUUUUGUUAU